Messenger RNA from Ochlerotatus camptorhynchus, 1158 nucleotides. RefSeq lists its product as uncharacterized. The record is from RefSeq and is a predicted model, not a curated record. NCBI's taxonomy places the organism in Eukaryota, Metazoa, Arthropoda, Insecta, Diptera, Culicidae. The coding region runs from base 1 to 1158 and encodes 385 amino acids. The transcript is spliced from 3 exons.
AUGGAUGGAAGUGAGAUUUGGCAAAAGUUCCUUAAAAGUGGAAGUUACAGACGACAGUUAUCAAAGUACAAACGUUUAGAGUUGAAUAAUAAUUGUAAGCCAUCGAAUAGUUACAGCUUCGCUACGGAAUCGAGCCUGAAGGAUAAAAAAAUUGAACAGGUGUAUGCAACCGUCGAGAGUAAUCGAAACGAUAAUGUUGAAGCAGAAGUGUAUGACAAAUACUCUAACUACGAGCUGGAUGUUGAAGAGGUCUUUGAACCAACACUGGAUUAUAGUACAGAAGAAGCAUCAAAUUCUCAAGAGGAUGAUACCAAUAAUACUCUGAGUUUAGCCUCUUUCAUUCAAAAUUGGAGCUUGGAAUACAAAAUCCCUCACGCUGCUUUAAAACCAUUGCUAAAUCGGUUAUAUAUCGUAGAUCGAACGCUACCCACAGAUCCACGUAGGUUGCUUGGAACCCAUCAUAAAGAACCAGAUCUAGUCAAAAUUGAAGGUGGCCAGUAUGGGCAUCAGGGAUUAGAUGCAUGUCUACGUCGAGUGUUUUGGGAUCUCAAUCAGUCACGAUGUAUUUCUAUUAACUUAAACAUAGACGGGCUACCGCUAUACAAAAACGGCACCGAUCAAGUAUGGCCAAUUUUGAUGAAUAUUUUCGAUUUACCAGAAAUGAAGCCAAUGAUCAUAGGCAUAUUCCAUGGUAAAAGCAAACUUAAAUUUGUUGAAGAAUUCCUGAAGCUGUUCGUGGAUGAAGCUGAACCAAUUUUGAAAUCCGGAAUCUCUAUCAACAACAAUCUGUUAUCAGUCAAAAUCAGAGCAUUUAUCUGUGAUUCCCCCGCAAGGGCAUUUAUCAAAGGUUCAGUGAACUUUACUUCGUUUCAUGGAUGCUUGAAAUGCAUCACUGUUGGAGAACGUUCUAAUGAUCUGCCAGUAAAUAUUUUUCCUGUCACAAAUGCCUCAAAACGAACAGAUGAAGGAUAUCGUAACAGAUCAUAUGGUGAACAUCAUCAAGUUUACAAAGUUCGAGAAAAUGGAAAACUUAAACAGAUAUUCGUCGCAACGCCUCUUCGCCGUUUGCCUAUUGACAUGGUUGAAGAGAUAAUUGUGUCAGACUCGCUGCAUCUGUUACAUUUAGGAAUUACAAAAAAAACUGUUGAAAAUUUAUAA